Molecule: messenger RNA, 5567 nt
Organism: Trachemys scripta elegans
Lineage: Eukaryota; Metazoa; Chordata; Testudines; Emydidae
Product: zinc finger protein 2-like
Exons: 13
Biological process (GO): regulation of DNA-templated transcription
Source: RefSeq, a predicted model, not a curated record
GCCACCAUGUGGGUGUUUCAUUUCCCAACCUCAAUUUCCCACCGAUCUAUGAACAGCAAAACCUUCCUGUGUCUUUUGUCGGAGCCAGGGUAUUCAGUUCCAUUGAAACCUUCUCUCCUGCAAUGGCAGUGGUCAAACAGAGGGCAUGUGGCCACCUGCAUCCCUGAUGGAUAUUGGGGUUGAGCUUCCUGGGAGCCCAGGCUGAGCAGCUGCUGCUCCCCCAGCGGGAUCGGGGCUGGGGAGUGACCUCUGUGCCCAGCCAAGAGUAACAAGCUUGUGGAUAGAGGGGAAGCAGUAGACCUGGUGUAUCUUGACUUUAGUAAGGCUUUUGAUCCUGUCAUGCAUGACCUUCUCCUAAACAAAGUAGAGAAAUACAGCCAAGAUGGAACUACCAUUAGGCUGCAGCGUUACGUCCCAUCCUUCCAGGGACCAGGGAAGGGAAAUGGCUGCCGUGGAGCCAGCUCAGAGGCCGGUGACUUUCGAGGAGGUGGCUGUGUAUUUCACCAAGGAAGAGUGGGCUCUGCUGGACCCCGCUCAGAGAGCCCUCUACGGAGACGUCAUGCAGGAGAACUAUGAGAAUGUGACCUCGCUGGGGUUCCCAGUUUCCAAACUCGAGGUCAUCUCCCAGCUGGAACGAGGGGAAGAGUCGUGGGCCCGAGAUCUCCAGGGCUCAGAGGAAAGAGAGAUUCUGAGAGGCAGCAGCAUGGGUGAGGGGAUGGUGAGAGAGACCAUGGAGCAGAAUCCUCAGCAGGAAGAUGAUGAAGUGGAACCACAGGGGGCAUUAUUGCAAAGAUGCACAGGGAGUGUGUCCAGGAGUUGUGAGCAGGGAAANCCUGGCUCAUCCCAUCCUCCCAUCGAACAGGGGAGAGAAAUGGCUGCAAAUGAGACAGCUCAGCAGGAGAACUAUGAGAAUGUGACCUCGCUGGGCUACAGAGUAAUGUCCACGUUUCUCUCCACAUCAUCCCAUCCUCCCACGGGGAAGGAAAUGGCUGCAAUGGAGCUGGCUCAGAGACUGGUGACUUUCGAGGAGGUGGCUGUGUAUUUCACCAGGGAAGAGGGGGCUCUCCUGGAUGCCACCCAAAGAGCCCUCUACAGGGAUGUCAUGCAGGAGAACUAUGAGACGGUGGUCUUGCUGGGGUUUCCAGUUUCCAAACCUGAUGUGAUCUCACAUUUGGAACAAGGGGAAGAGCCCUGGGUCCCGGACCUCCUGGGCUCUGAGAAAGAAGUGUUCCCAAGAGCUGCCUGCACAGGUGUUGGGAUGGUGAGUGAGAACAAGGAGAAACCCCAGCAGGAAGAUGCUGAGCAAGUAGAACCACAUGGGACGUUAUCAGUAAGAUCCAAAGGGAAUGUUUCCAGGAGUUGUGCACUCCCAGAAAAAGAAAAAGCCUCUGAGAGUCAGCACAGGCCAGAGGAAAACUUCAAUAGCCACUCAGACCUUAUUACAAGCAAAAGAAUCAACUUGGAAGGAACACACUACACAUGCCAUGAGUGUGGGAAAAGCUUCAAUGGGAGCUCUGACCUUCUCAAACAUCAGAGAAUCCACAGAGGAGAGAGACCCUACAUAUGUCCUGAAUGUGGGAAAAGGUUCAAUUGGAGCUCAGCCCUUAUCACACAUAGGAGAAUCCACACGGGUGAGAAACCUUAUGGAUGCUCUGUGUGUGGGAAAUGCUUCAAUCGGAGCUCACACCUUAUCAGACAUAGGACAGUCCACAUGGGUGAGAAACCUUAUGGAUGCUCUGAGUGUGGGAAAUGCUUCAAUCGGAGAUCAAACCUUACCGCACAUAGGAGAAUCCACAUGGGUGAGAAACCUUAUGAAUGCCCAGAGUGUGGGAAAUGCUUCAUUGAUAGUUCAGCCCUCAUCUCACAUCAGCGAAUCCACACAGGAGAGAGGCCCUACAUAUGCGCUGAGUGUGGGAAAAGCUUUAGUCAGAACUCAUACCUUAUCACACAUCAUAGAAUUCACACAGGAGAGAAACCCUACACAUGCUCUGAGUGUGGGAAACGCUUCAUUGGUAGUUCAGCCCUUACUAAACAUAAGAGAAUCCACACUGGUGAGAGACCUUACACAUGCUCUGAGUGCGGGGAAAGCUUUAAUCAGAGCUCUGUCCUGAUCACACAUAGGAGAAUCCACACAGGUGAGAAACCUUAUGGAUGCUCUGAGUGUGGGAAAUGCUUCAGUCGGAGCUCACAACUUAUCACACAUAGGAGAAUCCACACUGGAUAGAAACCCUACACAUACUCUGAAUAAGGGUAACGCUUCAGUUAUAGCUCAUCCCUUACCACAGAUCAGAGAAUCCACCCAGAAGAGAUGCUGUACACAUGCUCUGAGUGUGGAAAAUGCUUCAAUCAGAGCUCAAGCCUUAUUAGACAUCAGAAAAUCCACAUGAGAGAGAACUGUAACAAAUGCCUUGACUAGGGCUGGCCAAAGAUUUUUUUUUUAAAACACAUUUGCUAAUUACCACAUAGCAAUAUUUGCACUAUCAUCACCGUGGUCUCUCAGCUCCCCCAGAUGAGUUGCCUGGUUCUGCCUUUUGCAGCUCAUCCUUCUUUGGGGUCAGUCCUGUGAUCUUUUCUAUCAACUCCUUUUGAGUCAUAGGAGUGUGUGUCACUCCAGCCAGGAAUGUUCAUCAACUCCAGGUGGGAGACAGAGAAUUGAUCCCAAUAAGCUACACUGCAGCAAAAACUACCUGUGCCUUAAAUCCACUAGGACUGUACAUGGCAUUGGCUGCUCAUUUAAGUGAUCUUGGUGUAAAAAGACAAUUAUAGUUGUAGUGCAGAUGUAGCCCAGGUGCAGUGGUUGGCAUUAGCUUUCCCCUUGACCUGACCUAAACUCCAUCACUUUUCCUAGUCCAAACAAACCCUGAGCAUCACGGUUAUACUGUUCCCCCAUUUCAAAGCAAUUGUUAGUCAUCAAGUUCCCCCUUCGGGAACAAAUUAUUUCAUUCCCAGUAGCUUUGAUGUUGCUUCAGGUUGUGCUGGAGAGCAGAUAUUUUUACUACCAUUUUCCUCACUUAAAAUAUAUUGAACUAUAACAAAGAGCAGGAAUUGGGCAGGGAUAGGGAAAAAUGUCAUUUCCCCUCUGUAACAACAGAAGAAGAUAGGAUAAGUAAGUCAGAGGGAUUCCCUUAUUCCCCAUCACCAUCCCAAUCCCCCUGUUUUUCAAUUGGUUAGGCAAAUAUUUUCUCUAAAGGGCUGGGAAGAGGAUUCAUGCAUUGCGCUCCCAAAGCAGUUGUGAGCCAGGCCCUGCAGGAAGUUGCUCCUGAAGAUAUCUCCUUCCUGAUCAGGUGCAUGUUGUCUUUUAUUUGGGAAAUGCAAUCCCUAUCUAGGUAGAGAUGGGAAAAAUGGAACUGACAUUUCUGUUCAGCUCACCCCUGGGAGAUGCUGCAAAUGUGUAGAAAAUGAAGUCCAUGUUGAAUGUGAUAUAGCUGCAGAAAGAUACCUAUUUUUAAUAGAUACCUGACAUUUGAUGUCUUACGGGGAUUCUAAGACGCACCUGAAUUUAGUCCCUAUUUAAAUCUGUGCCAUCAGAUUAAAGAAAUAAAAGCGCAUAUUUGGGGGAGUUAUACCUCACUAUUGCUACUGAUAUGUUGUGUGUUUGGUGAAGAAUUCUACACCAGAGAAGUGUAAAAUUACUCCAAGUAAAGUCAAAGAUUUGACAAGAACUCAGAUAGAAAUUGCAGGUACUAAUGGUUGAUUUUCACUCCAGAGAUGGAAGCUAUGGUAACCUUUGGUCCAGGUAAACUAUUUUUAGAAUGCUGCUCCCCAGUUAAGUGGUAUUGAUCAUGGUCCUAAAGGAUGCAUUGAUUAAAUUGUGAAUAAUUGUCCUUUACCAUUUGGAUCCAAAGUUUCAUGAAGCACAGCGAGAAACAGCUGAUUCCUUCAGAGCCAUUCCAUGCCUAUGGGUCCCCGUCUGGCUGCCUUGUUGGACAAGAAGCACUUCCAUGCUGUGCAAAUGAUGGUAGCCAAUGGGUGUGUGUGUGUGUAUCAGAUUCCAUGUUCUGACUGCAGGAUACAUGAAUGCUGAGUCCAUUGUCUGUGAUUUGGUCUCUUAGUUUUGCUCUUGAAUCUAACGCAUUUGUAUCACUUCUCCACCUCCUGAUACUUUGAAAGAUUAGAAAGUGUGAAAGUAGAGCAGAGGUGUUUUUUCUCAUAAUGCAACCUUCCCAUGUAGUGUGAGACCCCUUCCACUCACACUUAUGGAGAAGACCCAGGGAUAAAUGAACUCACAGAAAUGGAAGGCUCCUAGGUUAUUGUAGAAUUUGACUUCACACAAAGCUCACUGGGUGGAAAUGGGAAAUAAGAGAAAACUGCCCUAUAGGUUUAUAUUUUGUAAUAUUUGAAUAAAUUGUUAUCAGCGACAAUGUAAUUAAAUAGUUAAUUAGUGUAAAGUAAGAGGCUGAUUAUGUGAUAACUUUCAGUGUUACAGUAUAAUUCAGGUUUUAUUCUAGUUUUCUCCCUGCCCCCUCCUACUAUAUAGGAAAUGGUGGCUAAUCCUGAAAUUAAAACCUCACUCCAAAGGAAUUAGAGUGGGGGAAUAUGUGAGAGAAAUAGCAUGUAUGAGAAUAGAGACCCAGUAUAGACUGUAAUUAUUUCUAUUUCAAAUGGAAUUUAUUUUGAUAAACUUUAAAAUAAAUUUUCUGUUAAGAUGAAAAUUUCUUGAGACAAGAUAUGUAACCUUUUACCCAGUUAGAGGGUAAAAGCCACAGAGUUCCAGUUCACUUGUUUGCUUAACAAAGACACAUCAGCCAGGAGAUGUCAGAAUUUAAAAUGGUGAUGGAUGCAUGAUGAUUUAUUUUUGCAACCAGUUAUUUUUAUGGGUGCUGAUACCCCUUUUCCUUUUGAGGAGGCCAGCUGUUAGAGCCCAGCUGUUUAACUCUCAGGCCUGGCCAUGGAAACCUCCCUAUAACUGGCCUUAUGUUUCUUUCAUGUUUGAUACCUUUGGGGUUCGCAUGUCUACACUACAUGUGGUUUACGACAGCAGAUACUUUGAGAAAGCUGCUGGGUUAAGCGGGACUUUUUAAAACUGACAUUGGCCCAAAUUCUGUCUCACUUCAUCUGGAGUGGGACAUGUCUGUAUCGAAGGAUUUGUUCACACCUGAUUUGCCCAGAGACCUUGGGGGAAGUGGGGUAAGCUGGAAUCUACAACAAUAAAGUUAAAGGUAAGGGUGGAGGUCCUUCAGCUUUCAGAUCAAGAAACCUGUUCUGUUCAUUCCCUCUGAAGCAUCUGGCGCUGGUCACUCUCAAGCAGCAUACUGGGCUAGAUGGACCAUUGAUCUGACCCAGUAUGACCAGUCUUGCAUUCUAUGUUAAUUAAGUCAUCUAAGAGAGGCUGACUGCCAGGAACCCAGGACUGAUCCCUCUGGGGAAUGAAGCACAACGUCAACUGGUUAUGCAGCCUUCACUAGUCUUGUACCUGAAAAGCCUACUACCCCAAAGUGCUGGACCAUAUAUGCCAUUACCUGGUUCCUCAAUUGCAUCUGCAGUUCCUACUCCAUGUGAAUCCAAAGAUGAAGAGCUGCAGAGAUCCAACCCUUUGUAAUCUUUGAAAUGUAUUUCCCUUUUUCAAU